UCUCUUCACUUCCUGUAAAAACUUAUGCUCAACAGAAACAGCUACAUGUGAAACACAGACAAAACCCCCGGAACACUACCUCAGAGGGGUGAGAAAAUAGAUAUCCCUCUCAAACCCCUCAUGAAGACUUUUCCUGACUGAAAGAGAUGGCGUUGUAGCCACUCCUCUACCACCACUCCCAUCAAAUGACCCUCCCCUACUCACCCGACAACCUUCACACUUUGCCACUUUUUGGCCACGAACAAACUUUUCUCUAACCUCUCUGUCCGUCAGUCGUGCAUCAGGCUUCAAACCUGUUGGCCUUCAGACUGUCAUGGCUGCCCUGGCCGCCAGUGGAAUACACCUCUACCCAGUGAAUGACUUUGACCAAAUAGUGGCAAUCAGAGCGGAGAGACAUGAAAACCUGCGAGGACGUAACAACGUGACCUCGUGUCGCAGCCCUACGAGGGGGUUAAACACAAGAUUGAUAAAGGAUGAGCUGAAGAAGAAGAGGCAGCAGGAGUUUCUGAAGAGGAGAUCAGUGAGCCCGGAGCAGAGUGGUUCAAAGUCAACAAACCGUUUUUCCAAGACCAAACUUUCAACGCUAUUUUCAAUGGCACAUCGCAGCACAACCAGCGAGUCAGAGACAUUUUAUACAAAUAUUCAAAAUACCCCCACAGCUAAUGGACAUCCAGUGAUGAUUUUAACGCCACACAGCAGCGUAACUGAUGGCCCGAGCACCAGCAACUGGGCUUCGUCAUGGUCAGAACAGGCACCACUGACGAGGCAAGAGAAAGGCCAGGCAAGGACGCAAGCAACUACCUCCUCAAACCAGCACAUGAAAAGCACAGAAAGGAGAGAGAAUAGAGCUCAAAGGACAAGCAUCACGACGUCCUUCCAGACAGAAAGGAUUCACCAGAAAGUCUCCGUCCAAACAGAAAAGACUGUCCAAAAAAGGAAAGUGCGUGAGACCAGUGUGCAGACAGAGGCUGGACUGGUCACUGUCAAGGAGUCUGAUGUUCAGCUGUUGGCCGACUGCUUGCAGGAGGCCCUGUGGAGAGAGGAGACGGUGAAGAAGAAGCUGGCAGCCCUCCAGGAGAGCGUGUCAAACCUGAUGAACUCAUCCAACAAAAUAUGGACAGCUCGGUGCAGUGAGGACCUGCUGAGAAACAAGAUAAAGGCUCUGGAGGCGCAGCUGCAAGUCUGUCUGCAGAAGUUUCCCAAGGAUGGAGUGAAGAAGCUGGUGAUACAGAUGGAGAAGCAGCAGCUGGCGUAUGAGGAGAAGGCUCUGGUCGCCCUGCAGAAGGUCACACAGGAAAAAUCCGAGGCGCUCAGCAAGGCUGAGACGAUGAAGGAAGCGCUAGCUAAAGCAAAGGCUGAGGCACUGAGAUGGCAGAUGCUUUAUAAGGAGCUGAAGCUGAGCUCCGGACAACUCAGGGAGAACCAGCUCCUCAGUGACGAACAGCUGCAGCAGCUGCACAGCCAAGUGGAGCUGUCCCGGGCCGGAGAGGCCGAGCUGAGGGAGGAGGUGGUGUCAUUAACACAAGAGAAGAAAGAGCUACAGUACAACAUUUGCCUGCUGGAAGAGGACAACCAGAUGUUAAGAGAGGAAAUCCAGCACCUCAGAGAUGGCAGCAAUGAGAGCGAGGACUUCAUCCUGCAGGGGCGCCUGGUGUCAGAGGAGGCAGAGCCACAGCUGACGGUGAGGAGGGACUCUCAGGUGGAGGAGCAGCUCCGUCACACUCAGGAGAAACUCCGACUCAAAGAGAGAGAGUGCGAGGAGUUGCAGACAGAGUUGCAUGCCAUGGAGCAGGAGUGCCAGUCCAGCCAGGCCCGGCUGUCGCAGUGCAGGGAAGAGCUCCGGCAAGUCGGCCAUCGUCAGCGAAGACCGACUCCAUGUUGCUCCUGGUGGAAGGUGUGGAUGUUCUUCCUUCUCCUCCUCGUCGUGGCGCAGGUUGCCAUGUUGUGGCUGUGGUAUCCUCCUUUCAGGGAGCAAGCUGAAGACCUGUACUCAGACAUAGAGACACGCAUCAAAGACUAUCUCAUGGAAAUGGCCUCUCCUCUACAUUCAGGCUGUUUUAGACCAAUAUGACAAUCAGGAGUAUUAUUUAUGUUGUGUUAGAUUUGCAUUUCAUACAGUUUUAGAAAUUGGAACUCUAGAAUGUGUGUGUGAUGUAAGUUAACGUUGUGUUUGAAGUGUGGGAUGUUUGCAGAAAGUUUACUUCAAGUGUAAAAGCUCUAUCAGCUCACACGUUGGCUGAUGUUGAUGAAAUCUUCAGACAAUGUGAUUUGAUGAUAAUAAAAAACAGUCAGAAGUAGAAAAAAGGAAGUAUCCUUUGUACUGUAAACAGCAUUUUUAGUCAAAAGCAUCACCUCAAAUUAUUAAAGACAAAACUUGACAGUAGUAUUUCCAGCUGUUGUAAUGGAAUGUGUAUCAGUGCUAUGAGCUAUUUGGGCGUUGUUUACUGUGGCAGUUAAACACUCAAUAGAGGAGCCAUUAGUGUUUUAUAUUAUAAUAAAUAAAUAAAUAUUGUUAUUUUGACACAUCA
Molecule: messenger RNA, 2528 nt
Organism: Acanthopagrus latus (yellowfin seabream)
Lineage: Eukaryota; Metazoa; Chordata; Actinopteri; Spariformes; Sparidae
Product: TRAF3-interacting JNK-activating modulator
Exons: 14
Coding region: 314-2071 (585 amino acids)
Source: RefSeq, a predicted model, not a curated record